AUGACUGUGGACGAGGGAGUUGAUAUCACUAAAGCCCAAGAUGGUGGUGUACUGAAAAGAAUUAUUAAAGAAGGCAAAGGCACUGAAACUCCGAACGUGGGAUGCCAGGUUAUCGUGCAUUAUACUGGAACACUUCUAGAUGGAAGCAAGUUUGAUUCCAGCAAGGACAGAAAUGAACCCUUUGAAUUUCAACUCGGCAAAGAUAUGGUGAUAAAAGGAUGGGAAGAAGGCGUUGCUACUAUGAAAAUGGGUGAGGUCGCGAUGUUGAUCUGUCAGCCGGAUUAUGCUUAUGGCGAGCAGGGCAGCCCACCCAAGAUACCACCUAACGCAACACUACAGUUUGAAAUUGAGGUCCUCGAUUGGAAGCUGGAAGACUUGAGUCCCAACAAGAAUAAGGGUAUCUUGAGAUAUGUGGUGGAACAAGGAACGGGGAAAGACUGCCCUAAUGAUGGCUCAGCUGUUACUGUGGAAUUGGAAGGAAAGCUGACAGAUGGGACUGUGUUUGACAACCGAACAGUCUCCUUUGUACUAGGAGAGGGCGCUGAGAGUAACAUCUGCCACGGACUAGAACGGGCUAUAGAGAAAUUCAAUCUCAACGAAAAGUCCAGGUUGACUAUACAACCGAAGUAUGCCUUCACAUCAGAAGGGAAUUCAGAAAUGGGAGUUCCCCCGAACUCUGUAGUGGAGUAUACUGUGAAACUGGUCAGCUUUGAAAAGGCCAAGGAACCGUGGGCAAUGAGUGCUGAUGAGAGAGUACAACAAGCGAAGAUAUGUAAGGAGAAAGGAACAAACUAUUUCAAAGAUAAUAAAUACCAGCUGGCCAUCAAGAAGUAUAAGAAAGUUGUUGCUCUAUUAGAAGACAUGGUCGACGACAUCACCCAGAUGUCCGAAUAUCGUAACGCUGGUAAAAGAUUAUUACUGGCUGUUCAUCUUAAUUUGGCGCUAGUGUAUCUGAAGGUAUCUGCCUUCUACCCCGCCAACGACCACGCUAACAAGGCCCUCAAAUUCGACCCCAAGAACGUCAAAGGUCUGUUCAGAAGGGGUCAAGCUCUACUGGCCAUUGAAGAAGCGGAGAAAGCGCUCAAAGACUUUGAAAAGGUCGUAGAAGCUGAGCCUGAAAAUAAGGCUGCUGCAAACCAAAUUAAAGUGUGCAAGUCGAUGAUCGCGAAACAGAAGCAGAAGGAGAAGCAGCUGUACGCGAACAUGUUCGACAAGUUCGCCAAACAUGACUCGGAGGUGGAGAGGCUGCGAGCUAAAGCCGCUGCCGACGCUUACAGCGGCCCGGUGGGGGAAUGGGCUGGGGAGGGGGGCGAAGGAGAGUGGACAGAGAGGGAGAGAGAGAGAAAACCAACACACUUUGAGAGGGAGAACCCCAACAUAUUGAUGUUAGACGGAGACGGAAGAUUCCAGAACAUGUGA
Danaus chrysippus (African queen) is the source of this 1419-nucleotide messenger RNA. The record is from the annotation of a GenBank genome assembly. Lineage: Eukaryota; Metazoa; Arthropoda; Insecta; Lepidoptera; Nymphalidae.